This is a messenger RNA of Lactuca sativa (garden lettuce), 1108 nucleotides long. RefSeq names its product putative WRKY transcription factor 17. The record is from RefSeq and is a predicted model, not a curated record. Gene Ontology annotation, biological process: regulation of DNA-templated transcription. Gene Ontology annotation, molecular function: DNA-binding transcription factor activity; sequence-specific DNA binding. Lineage: Eukaryota; Viridiplantae; Streptophyta; Magnoliopsida; Asterales; Asteraceae.
CCAUUUCUUUCUUCAAUCUCCAUAAACACUUCCCAUCUUUCAUCUCUCAACUCUCAUCCAUCAUCUCUCAAGUUCUUAACAAUAUACAGUCAUGGCUGUUGAUUUAGUCGGAGUUCAAACCCUAGAACACCUCAAUCGCAUGUUCCAGUUAACCAAUCACGACUUCGCCGUCUCUUCUAAUUUCAAUCAAGCCGUCUCAGCCUUGAAACGGACCGGUCACGCUCGUUUCCGCCGCGGACCAUCAUCAUCAUCGUCUUCCUCUGAUUCACACGGUCCUUCUACAUCCACGCAAUCGGCGCCGGCUUUUAUCCGGUCAACGGAAGCGUCAAAUGAAUGGUGUUUUGGUAAGUCCGUAACGGAUAUGACGACGUCGUCGUCGUCUAGGUCAACAAACUCGUCUUCUUUGGUAUCUCCGUUGGCCAUAGGAGAAGAAGCCACGGUUUCAAACGGUAAACAGUUUGGUUGUUUAGGUAUAGUAGCUCCCGCGCCGGCGUUUUCGUCUCGGAAACCUCCACUUCCGUCGUCUCACCGGAAAAGAUGCCGCGCCGACCGUCCUUCAGUUUCAUUGCAAGGAUCUGGAACAAAACACCACUCCGUUUCUCGCAGUGGUUGUCACUGUUGCAAAAGAAGGAAAACCGCAUCAAAACGUGAAAUAAGAAGAGUUCCGAUUACCGGAUCUAAGGUGACAACCAUACCGGCCGAUGAUUUCUCGUGGAAAAAAUACGGCGAGAAGAGUGUCGAUGGAUCACGUUAUCCUAGAGUUUAUUACAAAUGCAACACCGGAAAAGGAUGUCCGGCGAGAAAGAGCGUUGAGUUAGCUUUAGAUGAUUCAAAGAUGCUUCUCGUAACUUACGACGGAGAGCACAUUCACCAUCACGAUCCGUCGCCGAUCCUGACAGGUUUGACCGGCGCAGUGGUACAGUCAAAGUGAAUUAGGGGACAGAGUGGGCCCCAGGCACUUGGCGCAAAUUUUCAGUAGUCAAUUGUAGCAGGCAAUGAAAGGACUUUAUUUUUUGGUUUUUUUAAUGGUGGAUGUGAUUUGUAUAUGAGAAAAAGGUUGAAAAAAGAUGCUCCUCGAAUAUGAAUGCGAUAUGGUUUAAAGACUUUA